AAAGUCUCAUUUUAGAAUUGAAUUCAUUUCCUCUCUUCGAAAAUGUCGAAAUCUCCAUGGGGAAAUAUCGGCGCUUGGGCCGCCGAAGCCGAAAGGGCCGAAGCCGAGGAAAAGGAACAAGCCGCUGCCGAAGCUGCUGCUGCUGCCGCUGCUCCAACCGGCGCCGGCGCCGGGAAAGACACUCAGAGUUACCCUAGCCUAAAGGAAGCCGUUAACACCAAGCAGAAGAAGAAAACCAAGAUGAGCUUACAAGAGUUCACGAUGCAGAGCACCUACACACCUGCCGGAGGAUAUGGCUCCGGAUCCACUAGCCGCUUAACUCCAGAAGAGAUGCUCCGCCUUCCCACCGGUCCAAAGGAACGAUCCGCUGAAGAAAUGCAAUAUGGUCGUCUUGGUGGUGGGUUUUCUAACUAUGGGUCCCGUGGUAUGGGCCCACCAUCCGGCCGGGGAAGAGAUCGAGAGGCUGAUGGUGACGGUUCUUGGGGUGGUAAUCGGAGGUCGUAUGGUGGAUUUGACGAUGAUCGACGUGGUCCACCUUCUAGGGGUUCCGAUUUUGAUCAACCAUCUAGAGCUGACGAGGUUGAUAAUUGGGCUUCAUCGAAGAAAUCCUUACCCAUGCAAUCACUGGAUUCCGGUUCCGCCCGUUCCAAUCGGUAUGGUUCUCUCGGAUCCGGAGAUGGAAUUUCUAGGGCUGAUGGUGAUGACAAUUGGGGUGCUUCGAAAAAGUCCAAUGUCGCCCCACCACCACAAGGGAGGCCUUGGUUCCCUGAUUCCAGGCCUGAACCAGAGCGUUGGUCUCGUGAGGCAAACCAUGAAAGGCAGAGAUUGGUUCUGGAUCCACCCAAGAUGGAGACGGGAAGUGAAAAUGUGAACGAGACUGUGGUGAAAGUGAACAAGCCUAAUCCAUUUGGGGCGGCGAGGCCACGGGAGGAGGUGUUGGCGGAGAAGGGAUUGGACUGGAAGAAAAUGGAUAAGGAAAUUGAGGUGAAGAAGGGAAUUGGAAGUAGGCCAACAAGCUCACAUUCAAGUAGGCCUGGGAGUUCACAGUCGGCCCGUUCUGAAGGCACAACAUUGCAAGGGGGAAUGGUGGAAGGUGGUGGAGUUAAAACUAAGCCGAAGGUUAAUCCUUUUGGAGAUGCAAAGCCUAGGGAAGUUUUGCUUGAAGAAAAAGGUUUAGACUGGAGAAAGAUUGAUUUGGAUUUGGAGCAUCGACGCGUUGACAGACCAGAGACGGAGGAGGAAAAGAAUCUGAAAGAAGAAAUAGAGCAGCUCAGAAAGGAAGCUACAGAGUGUUCGGAGGAGGACAAGACUAAUUUACGGAAUGUGAUUAAUCAGAAAGAGAAGGACUUGGAGCUGCUGAUCCGUGAAUUGGAUGACAAAGUCCGUUUCAGUCAGAAACCCAUUCAAAGGCCAGGCUCUGGAUCAGGCAGGGGUGCUGGACAUCCAGAUAGGAGCCUUUCUCAUCAAGCAUCUUAUGAGGACCGUAGAGCUGGUGAUCAGAUGGACAGGCCUAGAUCACGCGGUGGAGGAGAUGCAUGGGCAAGGCCAAGUGACCAAAUGGAGAGGCCUCGAUCACUUAGUGGUGCAGAUGCAUGGGCCAGGCCAAAUGAACAGGUGGAGAGGCCUCGAUCACGGGGUGGUGGAGAUGCAUGGGCAAGGCCAGGUGAUGAGAGAAGAUCUUUCCAAGGAGGCAGAGGGGGAUAUUUUGGCAGCCGAGAGUCUGAUAGGACAAGAUCUGGGGACAAAUGGUGAUGUUCAAGUACUGUGGAUUCUUUGGCCAAUAUUGCCUACUUUUUUUGUGCGCUCUGACAAAUUAGAACAGAAUAAUAUCGUUCGAGUUCCAUCUUUUUUGGGUUUUAGUUUUGCUGCAAGGAUGAUGCUAGAAUUACCGAGUGUUGAUACGAGCGUUUUUGCAGUGGUUAAUUGUCCCAUGUCAAAGUUGUGUAAAAGUGCAUUUUUCCUCCAUUUCUCUUUGGAGGCAGGGUACCUGUUUUGUUUAUUGCUCAAAACAACUAAUGUAACGUGGAAUUGUGCUCAUACUUUUUUAUCCUAAUCUUUUUAGUAGGGAGAAACCUUUUAAAAGCUCUGCUUUUUUAUUCAAACAAUGGUUCCCAUGUAUUUAAUUUUUUGUGCUUGAUGUUCUAUGAAUGAGCCAUUUAAGCAUUUACCUA
Molecule: messenger RNA, 2171 nt
Organism: Solanum pennellii
Lineage: Eukaryota; Viridiplantae; Streptophyta; Magnoliopsida; Solanales; Solanaceae
Product: eukaryotic translation initiation factor 4B1
Exons: 3
Coding region: 43-1752 (569 amino acids)
Molecular function (GO): mRNA binding; translation initiation factor activity
Source: RefSeq, a predicted model, not a curated record